Molecule: messenger RNA, 928 nt
Organism: Paramuricea clavata
Lineage: Eukaryota; Metazoa; Cnidaria; Anthozoa; Malacalcyonacea; Plexauridae
Source: the annotation of a GenBank genome assembly
AUGCCAUUUGGGAUUGCCACUGCUCCCGAAGAAUACCAGAGGCGACAACAUGAGGUGCUUGAAGGUUUCCCUGGCAUCCACGUAAUCGCAGACGACAUCCUGAUCACAGGUCAAGGGGAGACACAAGAGGAAGCGCUUCGAGAUCAUGAUAGAAAUCUCGUAGCAUUGCUGCAGAGAGCAAGGGAAGUGAACUUAAAACUGAAUCCCAAGAAGCUGAAGCUUAGAUUAAAUGAAGUUCCCUAUAUUGGCCACCUGCUUACCCCCGAUGGUGUAAAGCCUGAUCCUGAAAAGGUGCGUGCGGUGCAAGACAUGCCACGACCUGAUGGACGUAACAGGGCAGAGAAGGUGAAGGCUCAUGUGCAAAGAUUCCUAGGCUUUGUCAAUUACCUCGCCAAAUUCGUGCCACAUCUCGCAGACGAGAGUGAACAUCUAAGACGACUAACCGACAAAGAUGCUGAAUGGGUUUGGGAAAAGCACCAUCAAGAUGCCUUCGAUCGUAUCAAGAAACUGGUUGCAAACCAUCCAGUUCUAUGCUAUUAUGAUAUUAGCAAGCCAGUGUCAAUUCAGUGUGACAGCAGUGAGACUGGUCUUGGAGCUGCUCUGCUUCAAGAUGGACAACCUGUGGCAUUUGCGUCCAGGACAUUAACGCCAACAGAAAGAGGUUACGCCCAGAUAGAAAAGGAGUGUUUAGCAAUAGUCUUUUUGUGUGAUAGAUUUAAUCAAUACAUCUAUGGAAGAAAGUCAGUGGAUGUACAGAGCGACCACAAGCCCCUAGAAGCCAUUUUUGGGAAGCCCUUGACAGCAGCUCCAAAGCGUCUUCAAGGCAUGUUACUCCGUCUUCAGAAGUAUAAUCUUAAAGUUCGCUAUAAAAAAGGAACUGAGAUGUUUAUUGCUGACACGCUUUCUAGGGCUCCUUUACCCGAUGUCG